Messenger RNA from Nerophis ophidion (straightnose pipefish), 5354 nucleotides. Its product is annotated as proteinase-activated receptor 1-like. Gene Ontology annotation, biological process: blood coagulation; thrombin-activated receptor signaling pathway; phospholipase C-activating G protein-coupled receptor signaling pathway. The transcript is spliced from 4 exons. The coding region runs from base 870 to 2147 and encodes 425 amino acids. Lineage: Eukaryota; Metazoa; Chordata; Actinopteri; Syngnathiformes; Syngnathidae. Gene Ontology annotation, molecular function: thrombin-activated receptor activity. The record is from RefSeq and is a predicted model, not a curated record. Gene Ontology annotation, cellular component: membrane.
UCAAAAUAAUACGCUGUGAUUCAAUUCAGAAAUUGAUUCUCAUUUUAAACUGUUUUCACAAUAUUGGAAUUAGAAUAAAACCUUUCUCAAGACUGGUUUUUAGAUGUAGACAAAUUUUAAUCAUUUUUCCACACAGUAACUCAGUUACAAAGGAUGGAAAAGACAAUGCAGGUAUUAAAUAAAAUGAAAACAAUAUAAAAUAUAACAUACAUACGUAAUAUUUACAUAAUAUAUGUACAGUAUAGGAUAUUAUGUUUAUAUCAUAAAACAGAGUAAAUCCAGCAGAAAAUAGACAUUAAAAACAAAGACAGACAUUAUAAAGAAAGAUUUAAUGUUCAAGGUUACAAAAGAAAGAUGGCAAAAUUGUUUGACAAAAAAAUUAAAAAAAACAUGAACCACUUUAGAAUCGGAAUCAUUUAAAAGCUUGCGUCAGAUGUAAAAAAAAGAAGUUUUUUUUUAGCAUCCUAUUACUGUAAUUUGUAUUAUACUGUAUCUGUCAUGACCAGGACUUUAGUGGGGUUUGUUGUCCCGUGGUGCAAUACCAUUGGAGGGAACACGGCGUGAAGAAGGGUUCAAUCUCUUUCCUGUGCAAGUUUGAAGCUGACACAACAAACGCGCUCGGAGGAGGUCAUGUUUGAAAAAAGGUGGGUGAAAGUCUCGCUGGACGGGGUCUUGCAGUAAAUACGACAGGAAAGGUGACGUCAUCCUAAAAGAAUGUUGAGUCCGACCCUGAUUGGGCCCCCGUUUUGAGUGGGGGGGUCGGGGGUGGGCGGGACCCUGCAGGACAUCCCGGGGAAGAAGCACACAGUCGGGUCCGCUACGUGCCGCUCUGCCACACUUUGUCCGGGCUUCUUUAUCCCAGUCGCAGGAUGUCUACGGACUUCUCAAGAUGUCUCCGGAACCUUCUGGUCCUGUUGUGUGCUGCCUCGGCUGCUGGAAGGAACAGCAGCGCACGAGGAAGAACCUUCGCCCUCUUCGACGCCUCCUUCACGGACGAGCCCUUCCCGCUCGACGACCUCUACGACCACGACGCGGCCUUCCCAUCCAAGCCCACGGCGAGGGCGCGUAACGCGAGCGCCGCCGUGUCGGAGGCGGCGCUGCAGUUCCUGACGGGCCGCGUGUCCACCCUCCUCAUCCCGUCCUUCUACGCGCUGGUCUGCCUGGCGAGCGUGCCCGUCAACGUCUGCGCCGCGCUGGCCUUCGCCCGCCGCAUCCGCCCCAAGAAGCCGGCCGCCGUCUACAUGCUGAACCUGGCGUGCGCCGACCUGGUCUUCGCCUCGCUGCUGCCCUUCAAGAUGGCGUACCACUUGGCCGGCAACCACUGGGUGUUCGGCGAGGUCAUGUGCCGCGUGGUCACCGCCGCCUUCUACUGGAACAUGUACUGCUCGGUGCUGCUCAUCGCCUGCAUCAGCGUGGACCGCCUCCUGGCCGUGGUCUACCCCAUCGACUCCCUGAGGUGGAGGAGGCCGCGGAUCGCCACGGCGGCCUGCGCCGCCAUGUGGACGCUGUCCCUGGCCGCCUCGGCGCCGCUGGUGGCGUCGCAGCAGACGGUGCGGCUGGAGGAGCUGGGCGUCACCACCUGCCACGACGUCCAGCCCGUGGACCGGCUCCUGGGGCGCUACAAGGUCUACUUCAUCACGCUGUGCUGCGCCCUCUUCCUUGGCCCCCUGCUGGUCACCGUGGGGUCCUACGCCCGCGUCAUCUGGUCUCUGAGCGCCGUCCCCCGCCGCGCCCCCGCCGGCUCGCGCAGGCGGAGCAGAGCCGUGGUGAUGGCGCUGACGGUGCUGGUCAUGUUCCUGCUCUGCUUCGCCCCCACCAACUGCCUCCUGCUCUUCCACUACGUCCACAUCCACAGGAGCGCCCAGGACGCCCCGGAAGGUUCCUACGCCGCCUACUUGGUCUUCCUGUGCUUGGGGAGCCUCAACUGCCUGCUGGACCCGCUGCUCUACUUCUUCGGCUCCUCUCAGUGCCAGAGAGAACUGCUCGGGCUGCUCAGGUGCGGCAAGGCAGCCCAGACCUUCGGCAGCUCCUCGUCCGACUCCUACAGGUCCAGCACCAGGACCUUCCUCAAGUCCGGCUCCAGGAUCGACACUUCUGUCGCCAAGCAGGAGUCUUUGGGCGGGCAGUACAAGAAGCUUUUGGUCUGACCUCCGAGAACCGAAUGUGGACUUUUUCAACACUUAACCUGAAACCAGGACCAGUACUCGUCCAACGAGACCAAAGACCACAGAAAUAUGACACGCUAAGUCUUACAGUCUUCAUACGGCCCCUUUCGUCACGGAUUACCUGACACAUGAAACGUGACAAAUCUCCCCAAACUUGUCCCAAUCAGUUUUUCUUAUAACUAUGAUAUAUUUUGGGGUAUUAAGGUGUUUUUAUUCAUAAUCAGACCCCUCAAACUUGUUCAAAGCUCCCCAAACGUGUCCUACUAACAUUUUUUGCCUAUAAUAGUUUUCAUGUUAGUUAUGAAUAAUAAGACGAUAAUAAGAAAAAGUAUAAAAUGUCAAUAACACAAAAACUAUAAUACCUAAUUAACAUAAAAAUAUAUUACUUAAUAACAUAAACUCUAUAAUAGUUAAAGACAGAAACUUUGCUGUGUUUUUUAAGUGUAUUUUUAAAAAGUUAUUUACAAAAAUCCCAGAAUGUUAAUCAAUCUAAUAAAAGAAAACAUAGGAUGAAAAAAAAUACUACACUAAAAAAAUGAAAAUCAAAAAUGUAUGACAGCAACUGAUUAAAAAACUGAUUCUUAAUAAAAAUUAAAUACAAUUGUCAAAAUAUUCCCCCUUCUCCAAAAAAAAUAGCAUUUUAAUCGAAAAAAACAUUUGAAAAUUUUUUUGUCAAAAAAAUAAUUUUUUUGUUUUUUUUUCUUAGAAUCAAAUUCGAAUAGUAAUUAAUAACAAUCGAGUUUUGGGUGCGAAUCAACUUUUUGAGCACCGUCAAAACUGACAAAAUCCAUGUGUGUAAAAACUGUACUCUGCAAUUAAUACAAGCAAAAGUAUCAAUAAUAAUAAUAUCAAUAACAGUUGUUUAGUUUUUUUUUUAAUGAAAAAUGUAUUUAAAAAAUAAAAUUGUAAAAAAAAUGUAAAAAAACCAUGUUGAUUUUUUAUUAUUUUUUGAAGAAUUGAUUUAGAAUAGUAAUUAAUAAAAAUUAAGAUUUGGGUGUGAAUCAACUUUUUGAGCACCGUCAAAACUGACAAAAUCCCUGUGUGUAAAAACUGUACUCUGCAAUUAUUCCAAGAAAAGUAUCAAUAAUAAUAAUAUCAAUAAUAGUUGUUUAGUGUUUUUAAAUGAAAAACAAAUUUAAAAAAAUAAAAUUGCAAAAAAUUAUUUUUUUUUUAUUCAUUUUUGGGGUUUUUUAAGAAUCGAUUUAGAAUAGUAAUUAAUAAAAAUAGAGAUUUGGGUGUGAAUCAACUUUUUGAGCACCGUCAAAACUGUACUCUGCAAUUAAUAUAAGCAAAAGUAUCAAUAAUAAUAAUAUCAAUAAUAGUUGUUUAGGUCUUUUAAAUGAAAAAUGAAUUUAAAAAAUAAAAUUGCAAAAAAAAAACAACAUUGAUUUUUUGUUUUUUUUAAGAAUUGAUUUAGAAUAGUAAUUAAUAAAACUUAAGAUUUGGGUGUGAAUCAACUUUUUGAGCACCGUCAAAACUGACAAAAUCCCUGUGUGUAAAAACUGUACUCUGCAAUUAAUACAAGCAAAAGUAUCAAUAAUAAUAAUAUCAAUAAUAGUUGUUUAGUGUUUUUAAAUGAAAAACAAGUUUAAAAAAAAAAAAAAAAUUGUAUUCAUUUUUUGGGUUUUUUUAAGAAUCGAUUUGGAAUAGUAAUUAAUAAAAAUUGAGAUUUGGGUGUGAAUCAACUUUUUGAGGACCGUCAAAACGGUGACAAAACUCCUGCGUGUAAAAACCAUACUCAGCAAUUAAUACAAGCAACAGUAUCACUAAUAAUAUCAAUAAUGGCUGUUUAGUCUUUUAUUCGGGGGAAGCAAAAAAAAUUGCGAAAAUAAUAUAUAUAUUUUUUUAUAAGAAUUGAUUUAGAAUAGUUGUUUUUUUUAAUCGAGAUCUGGGUGUGAAUCAACUUUUUGAGCACUCCUCCCAUCAAAAUCCCUGUGUGUAGAAACCAUACUCUGCAAUCAUUAAAAGCAACCGUAUCAAUAAUAUCAAUAACAGUUAAGUGAUUUAAUCGAAAAAAUGUUUUACAAAUUUGCAAAAAAUAGUUGUUUUUUUACUUUAAUGAAAUCGAUUUUCUUUUUUUUAUGCAUAAAAAUUCUAUUUGAAUAUUAAUCUCAUCGCAUGGCGCCCAAAAACCUAGCGAGUCACUCAUCUUACUCACGAUGUCUUUGUGUUGAGUGUCCGCCCUGAGAUGGGAAGGUUGUGAGUUCAAACCCCGGUCGAGUCACACCAAAGACUAUUAAAAAAAAUGGGAGCCAUUACUUCCCUGUUUGGCUCUCUGCAUCAAGGGUUGGAAUUGGGGGGUUAAAGGCCUACUGAAAUGAGAUGUUCUUAUUUAAACGGGGAUAGCAGGUCCAUUCUAUGUGUCAUACUUGAUCUUUUCGCGAUAUUGCCAUAUUUUUGCUGAAAGGAUUUAGUAGAGAACAUCCACGAUAAAAUUCGCCACUCUUGGUCGCUAAUAAAAAAGCCUUGCCUGUACCGGAAGUAGCAGACGAUGCGUGCGUGACGUCCCGGGUUGUGGAGCUCCUCACAUCUGAACAUUGUUUACAAUCAUGGCCACCAGCAGCUAGAGCGAUCCGGACCGAGAAAGCGAGGAUUUCCCCAUUAAUUUGAGCGAGGACGAAAGAUUUGUGGAUGAGGAUAGUCAGAGUGAAGACCUAGAAAGAAAAAAAAGGUGAGGGCAGUGGGAGCGAUUCAGAUGUUAUUAGACACAUUUACUAGGAUAAUUCUGGAAAAUCCCUUAUCUGCUUAUUGUGUUACUAGUGUUAUAGUGAGAUUAUAUGGUACCUGAAAGUCGGAGGGGUGUGGUGAGGGAAGCCACGAUUCUCAACGAGGCAAAGCGAAGGCAGCUUUUGGGGCCAGGCUGAGCUUUUUUUCCCCCCUCCUCCUCAGUGAAAGCAUCCCACGUUCGGGGGAGGCCGGUCGAAAGAGGCAAGAGAGUCCGUAGCUGCCCGUUUGACAGGUGCACGAGGAACGACGCAAGCUAUCCGCUCAUGUCUAGGGUAAGAGCCGACUUAUUACCACAAUUUUCUCACCGAAACCUGCCGUUUGACAUGUGGUAGGGAACCAUGUCCGCUUGACCUCUCUGUUCCAUAUUAAAGCUUCACCGUCAUCUUUAAGGAAUGUAAACAAAGAAACACAGGCUGUGUUUGUGUUGCUAAAGCCUGCCGCAAUAAAACCGCUUCCCACCUA